Molecule: messenger RNA, 748 nt
Organism: Caenorhabditis sp. 36 PRJEB53466
Lineage: Eukaryota; Metazoa; Nematoda; Chromadorea; Rhabditida; Rhabditidae
Source: the annotation of a GenBank genome assembly
AUGAAGAGUCAUAGCAUUCGAGAGAAACUGUCGAUUGUACUCCCAUCCACAAUAGAAUCAAUUGCAGAAUGGUGUCUUUCCUCGGCGUCUCCAUCGUCGCAGGAGCGCGAGACGUCGCUUCUUCUGCGGCAGCCGUCGAGUAGCAAUAACAGGUAUGUGGCGGAGUCGUCUGCCCGCCGCCUCGGCUUCUGCCCCGCCCCUUUUGGCGACUUGCCAAGCUGACGGCUCGUAGAGCAGAAGCCGUAAUGUGCGGCGAGACGAGUCGAGUAGAGCACGAGUUUCCGGUUUUGAUGUUGCCAAUUUUUAGAGAGGAAACGAGUUUGACCGCUGCAGGUGCCACUGGUGAGUUGAACGGGGAAAUUGAAAAGAGCGGAAGAUCAGGCAGAAGGAGGGGAAAAGGGCGUGGUUCAUCGAAGAUUAUUCACUUCUGAGAAUGAAUUCAUAGCAUUCCAUUCAAGAACACACUUCAUUGCACUCUACUUUCUUCUGAAACGGAAACGAAAACGAAAUCGAAGCAAGUAAAGUUCGGCGCGUGAUUCUGAUUCACACUUGUUUGGCCACAUCCCUUCCCCUAAUUAUCCAGUUUGCCUUCUUCUUCUCCCCCUUCCUCUUCUUGCUCCUUUUUGUCCGAUGAACUUUCGUUUUCUGAAACGAAAGUUUUUUUCUGAAACGAAAGUCCUUCAUUUCAGGCGAGAGAUCUUCUGAUUGGCCGUGGGUUGAUCCGGAUGAGCCGAGCACGAAGCUGUGA